AUGAACGGCAAGAAGAAUUUUGCCAAGUUUAUGGAAAAGAAAAUGUUUCACGCGGUACCAAAGGAAAAGAUGAAUGAUGAUUUUAGAAACAUGAGGAAGGAAGAAAAUAUGAGCAAUGUGGUAAACACUAGCGAGAGGAGGAUCCUAUUUUACAAGACGAAGAUCUGUCCAUGGUAUAUUAAGGGGAAGUGCGAAAGGAGGAAGACCUGCUUGUAUGCGCAUGCACAGAAUGAACUGAGAGAGUUGCCGAAUUUGUGCAAAACGAGCUUGUGUCCGAAAUUGAAAAUUAAUGAAUCAUGCAAUGAUAAAAAAUGCAAGUACGCACACACGAACAUCGAAUUGAGAGCCACAGAAAAUUUGUACAAAACAGCCUUGUGUGAAAGCUUCCUUAAGGGGAAAUGUUUCUCAGGGCAAUUUUGCAGAUACGCUCAUGGGCAAAAUGAACUAAGAGAACAUCCAAUGGAAAUAACGGACAAGAAUAUAAUCAUUGGAACGAAUAAAAUGAAAAAUGACAAAUUGGACUAUGAGAAAAAGAAGAACGGACAUGGCAUGAGCAACAGUAUGCACAGUGGAGAAAAUGGAAAGAGGAAUGAAACUUAUUGUGUUAUGCCGAAGAAGAAGGAGACGACACAUCCGAACAAAGUUAGCGCACUCACGGAGGAUGAUGGUGUUGGCGAAGUUACGGAAGCAAUUGACCCCCAUGCACUUAACGGGAGCACGACGGACAACUCCUACGACUGCAGCAAGAAGGGAGGUACAGAAAAUGCUGUGAAGAGUGGCAAUACGAACGGAAGCGGAAAUGGCAUCCAGCACGGCGGAAACCACGGACCAAAUCACAACUCGAACCACGGAGGAAACAAGAUUGGAAGGAAGAACGAUGCGCACGAAUACCACAAGAAGGGACACAAGAGUCACAAGUAUAAGAACGCCGAAAUUAUGAACAACAACAGCAGCAGUAGGUGUGACGGAAGGAACAGGAAUGCCACCCCAUCUUCUGUAGGAAAUUAUCUAAAGAAUGAGGACUGUACAAAUUUCAAUGAGGAGCAAUUUCUGAAUGACAAUUUGAACGUUCUAGGCUUUUUAGAAGAACACAACAGUGGCAUAGAAAAAUAUGGAAAAGGAAGCAACAUUGACAGCAGUGCGCUAAAUGAUGUUGGAAGCAAUUCGUUGGGAAAUUUCGGAAACAACAACAUGAUUGGAGGUAGUAAGAGCAACAGCGGAGCCUUAAUGAAAUAUACCAGGAACAAUGAAGGAAUUAGGAAGAACAGCAAUUCAUCCUCCUUAAUGAACUUUAACAUGGCCUCAACGAAUGCUGAAAACUUAGACAUGAGUAUGGAUAUGCCCAAUAACGGGUCGGAAGAUAAUUAUUACAAUUUCACUGGAACGAAUUUGGACAAGCUGAAUUACGAAGACCUUUUUUUUAGUACCAACACCAUGAACAACAGUGUCAAUGCCAUGAACACAUUGAAUAGCAUGGGCAGCAUGGGAAGCAUUAGCAGCUUCAAUAGCAUGAACACGAACAAUGGGAAUAGCGGGGGGAACAUGAACUGUGUGAGCGGCUUGAACGGCCUGGGUAUGAACAGCAUGAGUAACAUGGCCAUGGACAUGAGCGGCAUGAAAGGGAUGGUUAAUCUGAACAACAUGAGCAACAUGAAUGUGGAUGAAUUGAAUGACUUGCCGCUUGACAUGAACAACCUGAACGACCUGCCCCUCAACAUGGACAACAUGAACGACAUCAACUUGAAGAUGAACAUGGGCGGCAUGAACAACGCGGGUGAAAUGAGCACUAGCGGCGUACACAUGAACAACGGUGGAGACUGUAAUAGUAGGACGCAACGCAUGUUGCGCAAGUACCUGAUGCUUGACAAAGAACAAAAUAACAACGGAACGGCAAGGCCUAAUUUUUCAGGCAACAACAGGAACAUAAUGAGCGGUAAUAACAUGAUGGACGUUGGAGUAAACUGUGAACAACAGGCAAAUUUGGCCAGCAAAAUGAUGAAGGAAAAGGAAAACCCAGACAACCAUGUUAGCUGGGAAAAUUUCUCUCUAUUUGGAAAGGCCAAGAGUUUUGGUGCAGAGAAAGACUAUUUCAAAAUUUUCAAUUAUGGAAUGUGCAACAAUUAUGACAAGAAGUUAUUUGAAAACUAUGAUGUGCACAAGAGGGAAAUGGACAAAGUAGAUAAAUCCUUGUUUAUUCUUUAA
Plasmodium knowlesi strain H is the source of this 2202-nucleotide messenger RNA. RefSeq names its product zinc finger protein, putative. The transcript has a single exon. The record is from RefSeq and is a predicted model, not a curated record. Bases 1 to 2202 code for a protein of 733 amino acids. Lineage: Eukaryota; Apicomplexa; Aconoidasida; Haemosporida; Plasmodiidae. Gene Ontology annotation, molecular function: metal ion binding.